Messenger RNA from Dunckerocampus dactyliophorus (ringed pipefish), 9835 nucleotides. RefSeq names its product INO80 complex ATPase subunit (gene ino80). Bases 2980 to 7701 code for a protein of 1573 amino acids. The record is from RefSeq and is a predicted model, not a curated record. Gene Ontology annotation, molecular function: ATP binding; ATP hydrolysis activity; histone binding. Gene Ontology annotation, biological process: DNA repair; chromatin remodeling; DNA-templated transcription. The transcript has 36 exons. Lineage: Eukaryota; Metazoa; Chordata; Actinopteri; Syngnathiformes; Syngnathidae. Gene Ontology annotation, cellular component: Ino80 complex; nucleus.
UCAGUAACAGAAAGUGGCCGCCUCUCCGCCGCCGCCGCUGCCGACUCAAAGCUCAACAGUACUCGCUCGGCGCCCUUCACCGCCAUUUUGGAGUCAGGGAACCGAGAGUCGGCAGCGGCGACGAGAGAGACGCAAAAGGGGGCCGAGGUGAGAGACUCCGUGCUUGGAUGUUAUGGCGACGGGGGGGAAGAUGGCCGGGAAGGGAGAAAGAAUUAAAAAACAUGGGGAUCGAACACCACACUGUCAAGCUCCUGCUGCAAGGACACUCCAGGGGCGGGCGGAGGGCCUUGUUGUUCCCCGCAACGCGAUUACCUGGAUUAACAAUAAAGCAUCAAAGCUGCAUCUUCAUAGAUUGUUUAGGCAUGGAGGUGGUGGCCUUAAAGAGGGCUUGAUUACUUCAUAUUAAAGCCGUGCGAGUGUCAAAAACACCGUUGUAGCUCACAUGCUAAUGCUAAUAACGCCAGCAACCAAACAGACUAGCCUAAAAUGUCCAAACGUCCCCAUAUGUCACCUGCACGUUUUUAAAUGUGCAAGAUGUCGGUGUUUACUGUGCAUCGAUGACCCCUUUAACUUAAGUUGAUAUGGUGCCAUGCUAGCAGCUGGGAGUUAACACGGAGGCUAACUCACGUUCAGUUCAACGUCCAAGGUUAGCCAGCCGCGUAGCUUCACUCUGCUAGGCUAACCGCGUCUACCGUUAGCGUGACGAGCACAAGGCUGCGGUAUCACAAUCAUUUGCGAUCAUUUUCACAAACUUUGUGUCUUUAAUGACUUAAAGUCCUGCUCGUAUGAGUUGAGAAACGUAAAUUAUUAAACCACACUGGGCGUUUCUGUAUGUCUGCUAAAUUGAUAGAAAAAAUAAUCGUGUUUAAAUGUACUGUAUAGACAUGUAAACAGAAUAUAGUGUUACGCCAGAUUAUCAAAAUUUAAAUAAAAACCUGAUGCACUGACCGGAUAUAAGACGACCUUGAAUAUUCAAGAUUCUGGAGUUUUAUUGCCAUAUGCAUAGUAAAACAGGCAGUUAUACUAUGCAAUGAAAUUCUUAUUCUGUUCAUUCUCCCAAGAAAAGAAAGAAAACACAAUAAAAAGAAUAACAUAAGAAACAUAUGUACCAAUAAAUUAAGCAACAACAACAGAAGAGACAUUAAUACAGAUAAAUAAUACAAAUAAAUAAGUGUGUGUGUUGUGUGCGGCGUGUGUGAGUGCAUCGUUGAGAAGCCUGAUGGCCUGUGGGUAAAAGCUGUUUGCCAGCCUUGUGGUCCUGGACUUCAAACUCCUGUAGCGUCUGCCUGACGGUAGGAGUGUGAAUAAUGAGUGUUGUGGAUGUGUGCUGUCCUUGAUGAGGUUGUGUGUUCUUCGUAGGACUUUAGUUUUAUAAAUGUCUUGCAGUGAGGGGAGGGCUGCCCCAACAAUGUUCUGUGACGUCUUGAUCACCCGCUGGAGUGCCUUCCUAUCACGUGUUGUACAGUUACCGUACCAAACAGUGAUGGAGGCGGUAAGGACACUUUCCAUAGUGCAUCUGUAGAAGCAACUAAGGAUUUUGGUGGACAUGCCAAAUUUCCUCAGUCUUCUCAGGAAGUACAGUCUCCUUUGGGACUUCAUAAUUUGUUGGGUGUUGUGAGACCAGGUGAGGUCCUCGCUGAUGUGUGUGCCAAGGAACUUGAAGGUUUUCACCCUCUCCACCUCAGUCUCAUCAAUAAACAGGGGUCUAUGCGGCUCCUUUUCCCUUGUUCUUGGGUCGAUGAGAAGGAGAUUGUUAUCACGACACCAAGCUAUGAGGUCCGCCACCUCUCUUCUGUAUGAUGUUUCAACACCACCAGUGAUCAGUCCGAUGACUGUAGUGUCAUCCGCAAAUUUAAUGAUGCUGGUGUUUUUCUGGGAGGCCACGCAAUCGUAGGUGAAGAGCGUGUAGAGGAGCGGACUCAGCACACACCCCUGUGGGGUCCCAGUGCUCACAAUUCUUGAGCUGGAUGUGCGAUUGUGGACUCUGACUGACUGGGGCCCGCCUGUUAGAAAGUUAAACACCCAGUUACAGAGGGAGGGUGACAGGCCAAGUGUGAGGAGCUUAUCUGUGAGUUUGUGGGGGCUGACUGUGUUAAAAGCAGAGCUAUAAGUCUAUAAAUGGCAUUCUGACAUAUGUGUCCUGGCCCUGUAGGUGAGAAAGGGCUGUGUGGAUGGCAGUGUUGACUGCAUCAUCAUUGGACCGGUUCUGGCGGUAUGCAAACUGUAGAGGGUCCACAGUUGCCGGGAUGCUCUUAUUGAUGUGGGUCAUGACUAUUCUUUCAAAGCACUUAAUAUAAGAUAAGAUAAUAUAAGUGCCACUCUUUUUCAAGUCCUGUUUUUGCAAAAAUAUGUUUUAAGACAAAAUCAGUAUAUAUUUAAAAAAUAAUGUUUUCCAUAUCAGUCAUCAUAUGAAUGGCAAUAACUUAAAAUUUGCACCUGUUUGCUAAGGCUGUGUUCACACUUAUGGUUCAGUAAAAAAAAAAAGCAUAAAGAAAGACAUGCUGGCAACCAGUCCAGGGUGUACCCCGCCUGUCGCCCGAAGUCAGCUGGGAUAGGCUCCAGCAUGCCCCUGCGACCCUAAAGAGGAGAAGCAGUAUAGAAAUGGAUGGAUGGAUGUUUGCUUUUGUGUCUUUAUUAUGUGACAUAACUCAAGUAUUCCCAGCCAGAAUGCUGUCUGCUGGGUUGAAUACGCUGGUUAUUUUCCAAUUCUGCGAUAUAUGCCAAACUCUUAGUCCUUACUGAACCAAUGACUGGAACUCUAGUCUUGAAAUUAGCGCCCUCUGGAGGGUUGUCAAAUGUUAGCACCCGUCACAAUCAAUUCUGUAUGCUCGAUGGCUAAUUUUUCUUUACAAUGAGUGACCAUACAUCUCUCUUGUUUUAAGGGACUGGGGGAUAAUGACAUCUCAUAUUGAGAAGUGAAAGUCCCUGGCCAGCAGUUGGACGGGUGGGCGGGUGGGGGGGGCGGCCUAUCCGUACUGUAUGGCGUCAGGGCAGGGUGGGCGGCCGGAGGUCGGAGCAGUGGGGGGCUCGGGCCUGGCCAAACCUCUCUACCUGCAACGCCUGGAGCGGUCCUUGAGGCUGGACAGCUUCUUACGUCAGACGGCCGCCAUCUUCAACAGAGACAUCACCAGUGAUGACAGUGAUGACAGCGAUGGCGCUCUGGGGUCCGCGCUCUCCAUGGAGCCCUGCUCUGUGCAACAUGCCACCAUGACGGUGAAAAGUGAGCCAUGUGACCAAGGGGAUUCUUUUGCGGAAGGCAAGCCCCUGAAUGGCGUCCUGCUGCAAGAACAAAAGACGAACCUCUACAAUUUCUCUAAAAUGAAGAAGAACCGCAAAUGGCUGAAGAGCAUACUGCUGAGCGACAACACCACGGACUCGGACACGGACUCGGACGACUCGGACUUCAGUUUGUCGCGGGAGGAGCUCCACGACAUGCUGAGGCUGCAUCGCUACACCAGGCAGCACCAGAGCAAGUUCCACAUGGACCCUGAGCUUCAGCAGUACCAGUUCUACAGCACGGGUCUACUCUCCACUCAAGACCUGUUCCGCGAGCAACAGCGCUACCUGUUGGGCCCAAAGAAGAAGAAAAUCAAGGACGAGAAGAAAUUCAAAGGAAAGCUGAAAAAAGUGAAGAAGAAGAAGAAACGUGGCGAAGGAGACUUUACGGACGAUGGCCUCCCUUACGUCACCAAGACCUUUGCUAAGUUUUCCCACGAUGCGCCUGUGGCGAUGGUGAAGAAGAAGCACCUGACUGUGGAGCAGCUGAAUGCACGACGGCGCAAAGUGUGGCUUACUAUUGCCAAGAAGGAGAUCCCCAAGUCGUUCAAGCAGAAGACCUCCGCUAAGAACCUCGUCUUGACCAACGCUAAGAAGUUGGCCCACCAGUGCAUGCGGGAGGUCCGACGCGCGGCCAUCCAGGCCCAGAAGAACUGCAAGGAGACGCUUCCCCGCGCUCGCCGCCUCACCAAGGAGAUGAUGCUCUACUGGAAGAAAUACGACAAAGUGGAAAAGGAGCACCGGAAGAGGGCCGAGAAGGAGGCCCUGGAGCAGCGGAAACUGGACGAGGAAAUGAAAGAGGCCAAGCGUCAGCAGCGCAAACUCAACUUCCUCAUCACCCAGACGGAGCUGUACGCCCACUUCAUGAGCGGCAAAGCCUCGGCGGGCGGCUCGGAAGGAGAUGAAGCGCAGGAGGAGAUUUUGAAGAAGCUGGACGACACCAGCGGCAGCAGGCAAAUCGACAUCGGAGGAGGCGUGAUGGUCAACAUGGGGCAGGAGGACUACGACAGCGAAUACUACAAGUCUCAGGCCUUGAGGAACGCCCAGGAGGCCUACCAGAUCCAUCAGGCGAGAACACAAAUGUUUGACGAGGACGCCCAGGACAGCCGCCAUGCAUCCCUGGCGUCGUCCUCCUCCUCCGCCGCUUGCGGCUUUGGCGAGAGCUACAGCCUCUCCAACCCGUCCAUACAGGCGGGCGACGACAUCCCUCAGCCCACCAUCUUCAACGGCAAGCUGAAGGGCUACCAGCUGAAAGGCAUGAACUGGCUGGCCAACCUCUAUGAGCAGGGUAUCAAUGGCAUCCUUGCAGAUGAGAUGGGGCUUGGGAAGACGGUCCAGAGCAUCGCCCUGUUGGCCCACCUAGCAGAGAGAGACAACAUCUGGGGUCCUUUUCUCAUCAUCUCCCCGGCGUCCACGCUCAACAACUGGCAUCAGGAGUUCACGCGCUUUGUGCCCAAAUUCAAGGUGUUGCCAUACUGGGGAAACCCUCAUGACCGCAAAGUGAUUCGUAAAUUCUGGAGCCAGAAAACGCUCUACACGCAGAACGCGCCGUUCCACGUGGUGAUCACAAGCUACCAGCUGGUGGUCCAGGACGUCAAGUACUUCCAGCGGGUCAAGUGGCAGUACAUGGUUCUGGACGAGGCCCAGGCACUGAAAAGCAGUACGAGCGUGCGGUGGAAGAUCCUCCUGCAGUUCCAGUGUCGAAACAGGCUGCUCCUCACGGGCACGCCCAUCCAGAACACGAUGGCGGAGCUGUGGGCCCUGCUCCACUUCAUCAUGCCCACGUUGUUCGAUUCCCACGAGGAGUUCAACGAGUGGUUCUCCAAGGACAUCGAGAGCCACGCGGAGAACAAGUCGGCCAUCGACGAGAACCAGCUUUCUCGACUGCACAUGAUCCUCAAGCCUUUCAUGCUGCGCAGGAUCAAGAAGGAUGUGGAGAACGAGCUCUCAGACAAGAUCGAAAUCCUGACCUACUGCCAGCUGACGUCUCGCCAGAGGUUGCUCUACCAGGCCCUCAGGAACAAGAUCUCCAUCGAGGACCUGUUGCAGUCCUCCAUGGGCACGGCCCAGCAGGCCCACAGCACCACGUCGUCCCUCAUGAACCUGGUCAUGCAGUUCAGGAAGGUGUGCAAUCACCCCGACCUGUUUGAGCGCCAGGAUACGCGCUCUCCUUUCCACAUGUCCCUCACGCCUUAUGUCCUGUCCAAGUUCCUCUACCGCCACGGCCUCCUCCACACUCACAGCCAGGCUAAGGACAAGUUGCUGCGAGUGCUUCUGUCUCCCUUUUCGCCAAAUAACAUCCAGCAGUCACUCUUUCACAGGAGAGGUGACGACCAAGGGAGCUGUUUUUCUUUCCUCCGCUUCAUUGAUGUCUCACCGGCCGAGAUGUCCAACCUCAUGCUGCAAGGCAACUUAGUCAGGUGGUUAGCCCUUUUUCUGUCUCUGAAGGCAGCGUACCGGCUACACUCUCAGCGGCUCUUUGACCUUCAGGAAGACAACGACAUCGAAGGAGACGAUAACAGGGGGAGGUCACGGAGGUCCUCGAGUAGGCAUCUGUCUCGCAAAGACCUCAUCUUGUGGGUCAACAGACCCACGGCCUUCCCCAACACACACACCAGCCCCGUGCUGCGGAACCUGGUCUUCACGGCCCUCAGGCCCGGCUUGGUGGGACACUCGGAUGUGAUGAUCCACUGCAGGCGCUCCUCCACCUCCAGGCUGUGGACCUGCCAGCCCACGCUUCCACCCAAGUUCCUGCUCAGCACCACGCCCAGGGUGACCGCAGUUCCCAUGGAGCGCUAUUCUGCUGACCGCAGCGCCGAGCACGAGUUGCGGGUGACGCGCAUCGGUGGGGGCACUGUCUUCAAGGAGUGCUUCCUCUAUGGCACGCCGGAGCUCGCCUCCGAUUGGCGCCAGAGGAGCGGCGCCUUCUUCCCGCUGUGCCCCGGCGGCGUCAUGGCCCUCUACCCUCAACACGGAUGGUCCUACAUUCGGAUACCAGAUAAGGAGAGUCUGAUCACGGAAAGCGGCAAGCUUCACACCUUGGACGUCCUGUUGAGUCGACUAAAGGCACAGGGGCACCGAGUCCUCAUCUACUCCCAAAUGACUCGCAUGAUCGACCUACUGGAGGAGUACAUGGUUUACCGCAAGCUAACCUACAUGCGCCUGGACGGGUCCUCCAAGAUCUCCGAGCGCAGAGACAUGGUGGCGGACUUCCAGAGUCGGACGGACAUCUUUGUGUUCCUGCUGAGCACCCGGGCAGGCGGGCUGGGCAUUAACCUGACUGCUGCAGACACCGUUAUCUUCUAUGACAGCGACUGGAACCCCACAGUGGACCAGCAGGCCAUGGACCGAGCCCACCGGCUGGGUCAGACCAAGCAGGUGACCGUCUAUCGGCUCAUCUGCCAGGGGACCAUCGAGGAGCGCAUUCUGCAGCGCGCCAAGGAGAAGAGCGAGAUCCAAAGGGUCGUGAUCUCCGGCGGCAACUUCAAACCCGACACGCUCAAACCCAAAGAGGUGGUCAGCCUGCUGCUGGACGAUGACGAGCUGGAGAAGAAACUGCGUCAGCGGCAGGAGGAGAAGCGACAGCAGGAGGAGAGCAGCAAAGUGAAGGAGCGCAAGAGGAAGAGGGAGAAGUAUGCUGAGAAGAAGACGGAGGAGUCGGAGAACAAGAAGAGGAAGGAGGCCAACCUGGUCAUCUCGCACGCGCCCUCGGCCGACAACUCCAACUUGUCUGCGGACGGAGACGACUCCUUCCUCAGCGUGGAGAUGGACUCGGCCAUGCCCAGCCCCUUCAGCGAGCCCGUGUGCGUGUCUUUGUGUGCUCCUGUCGGCCAACAGAUCUCGCUGAGCAGCGAGCUUCAACCCGGCUCGCUGCCGCCGGACGCUGACGAGAGCAGCAGCGACAUGUUGGUCAUCGUGGACGAGCCGCUGUCGUCCGCGCAGCAGUCCCGCGCCACCAGCUCCCCUGCAUCCGUGUCCGGCUCCGUCUCGGACAACAUGAACGGCGUUUCUGCAUCGGACACGAUCAGCCCCGGCAGAGGUCGGUCGGGUCGAAGUCGAGGACGUCCUAAAGGAUCCGGAGGCGGGCCCAAGUCCGGGGGCAAAGGGCGCGGACGCAAGUCUACGGCGGGCAGCGCGGCGGCCAUGGCGGGAGCCAUGGCGGGCGCGGCGGCCGCCUCGGCAGCAGCAUACGCCGCCUACGGCUACAGUGUUUCCAAAGUGGGCCUCGCCAUGUCCAACCCCCUGCAGCCUUCGGUGGGCCGUGCCGGCGCCGGUCCCGCUUUUAACGCCGGCAGAAGCGCCUCGUCUCCGCAGGUCACGGGCAGCGGCGCCUCUGCUCCGAGCCCCAGCAAGCAGCUGGUCCACGGCCACCACCUGGCCGCCGUCAGGAAGACCAAGGGUGCCGGCGUUUCUGGACCACAAUGAUGCACUCACGCACUCUUUACCUUGCAUUAACGCAACACGACGACAACCGCCGGCCUACUCUCACUGUGAUCCUUGACCACGCCCCGUGCCUAAGACAGUACCGUACCUUGUUUGUAUUCACGCUCUCAUGCUAAAUGUCACAAAACACACACACUUAGCGGUUACCGACACGGCCCCAACUCCUAUUUCUUUCAUGACAGGAAGCUCUUUCAUGCAUCGCCGGGUUCCAAGGGCUGUCCAACGCACUGAGCCACGUCUUCCAUGUUUGUUAGCGAUCAUCCUCGUGCACUGAAUAUGCUCCACGUGCAUUUCACCGUACCGACCCGCGGCUUUUGUACUAAAAGCGCCUAUUUUUCUAAUGAAAAGACUAGCCAGCAGGGUUUAUAUAUAGAAUACAUAUUUUUUUGGUCAAAUAUGCCAUGUAAAAUAUUCCAAAAUGAGGGUUAAACUGGCGGAAACUGAGAUGCUGCUAUAAAAGUGAAUAAUUUAAUUGAAGCGAGUGCGUCAUUUAGUAAGUUAUUUCAGUUGACAAUUUGCCGUAACUGUGAAUAGCACAUCCACUUGUAAAACUUGUGUACAUUGUAUUGAAGUCAGCUCUAUAAAUAUAUAUGGUAUAUAUUAUUUUUGGGGGUCAGAGAGGGUGCGGCGUGAAUAACGUGGCUCAUCGUUGGUGUCGUUUACAAUGUGUGAGUUUCAGGUUUGUGUUGAUAAUGUGAUAAACGUAUGAUCUUCUCUGGCAUAUAUGUACAUAAUGACGAGGGGGGGGGCCAACGGCUCCCCUGGCUUUCCCCCGCGUUCACCUGUCUAUUUUUAUAGGUCACGUGUACAUAAUUGAUAAAUGCAUCUGUUGUUUUACUAACAGGAAGAGUCAGGUGGAAAUAAUAAACAUGCUGUGUCAGUCUUGAGAUGAAAUCUUGUGUCACAAUGCGACUUACAAGAAGAUGCAUGUUGAUUAGAAGUCUUAUGGUUAUUUUGAAAUCCCCGGUGUACUUCCUGUUUUCAAGCAAGACCUGGGUGCAGUAGAAGCCAUGCAAGAUAUGAAAUUUGCUAAAUAUUAGAAAAUAAAGGGGAGACGUACGAUUCUUGGACAUUAGCAGUGAUCCAGUCAGAAUUGAAUAACAGGACCAUUUUGUGGUAAAAGUGAUCAAGACUUCAUGCUCUGUUUUAUUUUGAAAUCCCCGGUGCACUUCUUGUUUUGAAAUGCUGCCACAGUCAUGUAAAUGUAAUGUUUUUAUGAAUAACAUUUGGAUUCCUUAGUGCACAGGAAGGUAUUCAAGAGAAUUAAACAUUUUUGCUCAUAAUUACUAAAAAAUGUACAUUAGAUUUGAUGAUAAACUUAAUGUACAAGGAAGUUAAAUGAGCAAUUAAACAUGUACAAGCAGGACUGUUUUCUCGUAAAAGUGAAUUUUCCAAAGCUUUUAAACCACCCAGAAAGUGAAAAUGCUUUCAGCAGAUACUAUAUACAGUGCUGCAUGUUGCAAAAAUGGUAUAGAAUGCUAUAAUCCAAAAAUGGCGGACUUUUCCCAAACUUUCCCACAAUUCUCGGUUUCAAGAUGGCGUCUUGCAUGGAAGACGGCGAAAUUAAUCAGCAUUAGUCGGUUGAGUUUGGAUUAGAGAAGUUUUUCAAGACAAGAAAGCGCAUUUGGUCACAAAUGUCUUGAUUUAUGUGUAUUGUAUUAUCACUACACUGUUUUGCUUCACGCAUCGAGACUCUUUGUGGCUUUGGCUUAAAUGUGAGUAGCGAUUUCCUGUCCACUUUGUGUCUCAUUAUUUUAGACAUCCUAUACUUUUACAUUGAAUAUUAGUUUUUAAACAUUUAAGCAGCUUUGGAAACGAAGUCUCCACUAACUACAAGCAGAUGCCUGGUAAGUGUUUGUCAGGAAACAUAUUGUUAUGAAGAGAAAACAGUAAAAUCUCACGUCAAUAAUGACCAAAAACAUAAAAAAUAUGUAAAUGAACUCGCAAUGAAUACGCAGGUAGGAACCGUUGGGAUGCUAAAUGAUGCCAAGGGGGAAUCAUUUGAAUGAGACACGUGUAUGGUUUAAUGUAGACGUGCCACAGUCCACUAAUAGGAGUCCAUUAUUUAAUCAUAUUUCAUGUUCUGUGCUAGGUUAUUGCCCCAAAUAAUAUAAAA